AUGCCGGAUAGACAUAAGCUUAAGUUAUUUUCACAUUUUAAGCACCCAUCUCAAGACGAUUUGUCACCGUCAACGUCGAAUCAGUCACAUUCGGGAGGACGCAAGAUAUUGGGGAUACACUUGGGAAAACACGAUUCUGUAGAAUCUUUGAGUUCACCAACAUUAACUAAUUCAUCGGAACAUCAUGGUGGUAAUGCAGCCCCUUCAUCUCAGCCCCCAAUGCAUACAAAUGCAUCAAGAGAUGAUCCAAAUCAUAGUUUCACGAAAGCGAACUCAAUGGUGGAAUUGAAGCGUUUCUUUAAGCCAGGGAGAAAGAAUUCAUUAUCCAAGAAAAACGAGCAAAAUACCUACAAUAACCAAUUGCAUUCUCCACCAGCAAUCGCUGGAGCAAAUAAUAGCACUACGAAGGACUUGUCAUCAACAUCUCUUGCGAACUUAAUCAACCAAACGUCGACACAUUUGCUUAACAAUGCAUCACACGUCAGCACUCUGAAUAAAGAUCCGUUUACUGACGAUGAAUCUACCUUGGUUAGAAAAUAUGGUAAGCUAGGAAAGGAACUAGGAAGUGGAGCAGGUGGAUCAGUUCGGCUUAUUAUCCGUCCUUCUGAUUCCAAGACAUUUGCAGUGAAGGAGUUUAGACCUCGUAGGAACACGGAAUCUUUGAAAGAUUAUACAAGAAAAUGUACGGCAGAAUAUUGUAUCGGGUCUACGUUGAAAAAUCCUAAUAUAAUUAAAACCAUUGAUAUACUACACGAAAAUAAUAGAUACUUUGAAAUUAUGGAAUAUGCACCCAUCGACUUUUUUGCUGUUGUUAUGAGUGGAAAGAUGUCUAGAAAUGAAAUAAAUUGUUGUUUAAAACAAAUUUUGACUGGUGUUAGCUAUAUACACUCAUUGGGAUUGGCUCACAGAGAUUUGAAAUUGGAUAAUUGUGUUUUAACUAAGGAUGGGAUUUUGAAAAUCAUUGAUUUUGGUAGUGCAGUAAUAUUUAGAUAUCCUUACGAUCAGCAUGGGAACCACAAGGAUAGUGUUCACCCAUGUCAUGGAAUUGUUGGUUCUGACCCUUAUUUGGCACCAGAAGUUUUGAAGAAUCCUAACUCUUAUAAUCCUCAACCAGUUGAUUUGUGGUCCAUUGCCAUUAUAUAUUGCUGUAUGACAUUGAAGAGAUUCCCAUGGAAGAUACCUAAUGCAGACAAAGAUAACAGCUUCAAAUUGUACUCUAUGCAAGACGAUAAUUGGCAUGACUACGAGUUGAGUAACGAGUGCCAUAAGCUUUUAUUACAACAACGUAAAUUGAAGAAUAUGAUUGCAAGGCUGAACAGAAAAAGGAAAAUGCUAGAGGAAAACUCAGAAGGAGACUUCAAUGAGAUAAGUCCACAGGAAAAUGAAGAAAAGCCAGGCGAAUAUGACAUGAGAGACGAUCCUAAAGAAACAUCGAAAGAUGCACCAGAGGAUAAAAAUUUAGAUGACGUAGAGGUAUUAACAGAAGAACAAACUCAGGAUAUAGUUGCCCAAUUACGCAUAAUUGAUGACAGGUUAGAGCAAUAUGAAGCUAAAAAGAAUGAAAUGAAAUCAAAAUUCAAUGAAAUGAAGCAAGAAAAACACGAAUCUUACCAAGAUCAUGAAAAUGAAGAGACCACACAAAAUGCAAGUAAUUCAGAGAAAGACAGAGAUUCGUCAUCCCAUCAUGGCAAGAAGAAACAAUCUCAUAAACAAAUUCAUGGCCCUUAUAGAUUAAUGAGAUUAUUGCCUCACGCAUCGAGACCUAUAAUACGUAAGAUGCUUCAAAUUGACCCGCAUAAGAGAGCUUCCUUAGAAGAAAUUAUGGCAGACGAAUUUGUUCGAGAGAUUAAGUCUUGUACCUUGAAAAAGUUUAUCCAUGCUAACAAUGAUAGAGUUCCUUGUAACGAGGAAGAGGAAGAAAUCGUGGUUAAAGGUACUCCUGCUCAUGAACAUACUCUUGUAUCUGAUAAUGGUGAAGUAAUUAAUGCAUAG
Debaryomyces fabryi is the source of this 1992-nucleotide messenger RNA. RefSeq names its product putative serine/threonine protein kinase (gene HRK1). Lineage: Eukaryota; Fungi; Ascomycota; Pichiomycetes; Serinales; Debaryomycetaceae. The record is from RefSeq and is a predicted model, not a curated record. Gene Ontology annotation, molecular function: protein serine/threonine kinase activity; ATP binding. Gene Ontology annotation, biological process: intracellular signal transduction; protein phosphorylation. The transcript has a single exon. Bases 1 to 1992 code for a protein of 663 amino acids.